Molecule: messenger RNA, 2103 nt
Organism: Cygnus olor (mute swan)
Lineage: Eukaryota; Metazoa; Chordata; Aves; Anseriformes; Anatidae
Gene: MYOC
Product: myocilin
Exons: 3
Coding region: 214-1611 (465 amino acids)
Biological process (GO): osteoblast differentiation; signal transduction
Cellular component (GO): Golgi apparatus
Source: RefSeq, a predicted model, not a curated record
GGUCCCGCCGCCUCCACCCCCUGGCCUCGCGGCAGCCCCUGGCACGCGGCCGCCAGCGCAAAUAUUUUGGCCUCGGCCGCCGCACGCCGCCGGAGCCUCGCCAGCACCCGGGGCGGGGGGGAACCGCGGGGAUCUGGAAGCUUCCCUCGCCCCCGUCCCCUCGGCCUUAUAUAAAAGCGGCCGGCACACGGGGCGAGCGAGCGGGACGGGACCAUGCUGGGCGCCUGGCUGACGCUGCUGCUCGGGGGGGGCCUGGCCCUGGGCGCCCCGGGGGACACGGCCCUCUUCCAGCAUGCCGACGAUGCCGGCGGGCGCUGCACCUACACCUUCACGGUGGCCAGCCCCGGCGAGGUCAGCUGCCCGGAGGCCGGCGGCGUGUCCCAGCUGCGAGCCGAGCUGGCCGGCCUGGCCACCCGCCUGAGCCGCCUGGAGGGCCUGGGGGGCUUCGGGGGCUCGGGGCCACGGGGAGCAGAGGUGGGGGGCGCCUGGACGCGGGGUCCCCAGCGAGCGGCUGCAGGGGGCUGCGAGGAGUUGCUGCGGGACAAGGAGAGGCUGGAGGAGGACAAGAGGAGGCUGGAGAGGGAGAAAGAGGAGCUGAGCAGGAGGCUGGAGAGCAGCACCCAGGAGAUCGCCCGGCUCAGGGCCGCACGCUGUCCCCCUGGCACGGGGGGGCCCGGCCGUGACACCCUGCGUGCCUCCAGCAAAGCCCCCAGGUGGGAGCCGGAGCCCCUCGGCUACCAGGAGCUGAAGUCGGAGAGGACGGAGCUCCCCGCGUCCCGGCUGCUGGAGGAGACGGCGCUCGGCCGCCCGCGAGCCGAGGACUCGGACUGCGGCGAGCUGGCGUGGGUCGGGGAGCCGGUGGUGCUGGGCCGGGCGGACUCCAUCGCCGGCAAGUACGGGGUGUGGAUGAAGGACCCCGAGCCCGUGGCCCCCUUCACGCGGGAGACCACGUGGCGCGUGGACACGGUGGGCACGGAGGUUCGCCAGCUCUUCCAGUACGAGGCGGCCGAGCAGCUGGCCCGGGGCUACCCCGCCAAGGUGCACGUCCUGCCCCGGCCCCUGGAGAGCACCGGGGCCGUGGUGUACCGCGGCGGGCUCUUCUUCCAGCCGCGCCGGUCCCGUGCCCUGGCCCGCUACGACCUGCGGGCUGAGGCCAUCUCCACCGAGAGGGAGCUGCCCGGCGCCGGCUACCACGGGCAGUACCCCUACUCCUGGGGCGGCUACACCGACAUCGACCUGGCGGUGGACGAGACGGGGCUGUGGGUGGUGUACAGCACCGAUAAGGCCAAGGGGGCGAUCGUCCUCUCCAAGCUGGACCCCGAGACGCUGGAGAUCCGGCGCACCUGGGAGACCAACAUCCGCAAGCAGUCGGUGGCCAACUCCUUCGUCAUCUGCGGCACCCUCUACACCGUCAGCAGCUACUCAGCGCCCAACGCCACCGUCAACUUCGCCUACGACACGGCCACCAGCACCAGCCGGACCCUCAGCAUCCCCUUCGAGAACCGCUUCCAGUACCUCAGCAUGGUGGACUACAACCCGGCAGAGCGCCAGCUCUUCGCCUGGGACAGCUACAACAUGGUCGCCUACCCCAUCCGCCUCUCCCACGCGUGAGCGCUGACUGGGGACGCCGGGAGGACGCGCCGCGGUUGCUCCCAUCCGGGAACGAGCCGGCUCAGUCCCCUCGGUGCCUGCUUCAGCCCCGGGUGACGGUGGGGACCCCACUCUGCCCAACCGCCCCUCGGCAGGGCCACGAAUGCCUCCGCUGAUGCCUCCUGUGAAAUCCCGUUGUACUCCAAGGCAGCGAAGAGAAUUAAAGUGCUUCUCCGGAGCUUGGCUGAGCCAGCAAAACGCCUCCCACUCCGGGAGGCCAGUGCAAGAGCGGGACCAGUAAGGUGGCAUCUCCAGCUGGGGGCCUUGCUGCCUGCAUCCCCCCCCCUCCAGAGCCCGGGAGCCUCCGCGCUGCCUCUGCCUGCAGCUGGCCUCACCUCGCCAGCGGCUCUCCCACGCUGCUUCCAGAACCUGCGGUUUAAAAUAUUUAUUGUAGAAAGGCUGUAGGAGGCUUGUUCUCCCCCAGCUGGGGGGACACUCCAAUAAACAUCGCAA